Glossina fuscipes is the source of this 7615-nucleotide messenger RNA. RefSeq names its product protein slit (gene sli). NCBI's taxonomy places the organism in Eukaryota, Metazoa, Arthropoda, Insecta, Diptera, Glossinidae. Gene Ontology annotation, biological process: axon guidance; negative chemotaxis. The transcript has 21 exons. The record is from RefSeq and is a predicted model, not a curated record. Gene Ontology annotation, molecular function: calcium ion binding; heparin binding; Roundabout binding.
UAUUAAUGAAUCAUUAUGUUAAAAAUCAAACCUGCCAAAAGGUGUAAAUAUGAUGUCCGGGAUGCGGCGUUACGAUCCCUUUCGCGUGAUCUAUAUCUAUGGAUCGUUUUUAGCUUUAUAUUCAUAGCAGAUAUUUAUUGUUACGUAUCAGCCGAACCGUAUGGCGGCGGUUCUGUCGGUAUACAUAUACCGGGCGGUAGUAUUGGUGCAAUUAGCGAAUCUCGCUGUCCUAGAGUCUGUUCAUGCAAUGGACUUACGGUCGACUGUUCUCAUCGCGGCCUCACCCAAGUUCCGCGCAAGAUAUCAGCUGACGUAGAAAGAUUAGACUUACAAGGCAAUAAUAUAACUGUGAUUUUUGAAUCCGAUUUUCAAAGGCUAACAAAAUUAAGGAUACUACAACUAACUGAUAACCAAAUUCAUACAAUCGAAAAAGGCACCUUUCAGGACUUAAUCUCAUUGGAGCAAUUACGAUUAAACAACAAUCGACUGAAAGCAAUUCCAGAAAAUUUCGUUGCAAGUUCAGCAAAUCUUUUGCGAUUAGAUUUAUCACAUAAUGCGAUUGCAACGAUUGGACGUCGACUUUUUAAAGGUGCUCACUCAUUGCGUAGCCUGCAAUUGGAUUACAAUCAAAUUACAUGUAUGGACGAGCAUGCCUUUAAAGGUUUAGUUGAAUUGGAAGUCUUAAAAUUGAAUAACAAUAACAUAACAUCACUACCGCAUAAUGUAUUCAGCGGUUUGAGUCGAUUGCGGGCCUUACGUUUGUCGGACAAUCCAUUUUCUUGCGAUUGUCAUUUGUCGUGGCUGUCGCGCUUCCUACGCAACGCGCCUCGUUUGGCUCCGUAUACACGUUGUCAAUCGCCAUCGCAAUUGAAAGGUCAAAACGUGGCAAACCUUCACGAUCAAGAGUUCAAAUGUUCAGGUCUUACGGAGCAUGUGCCACUUGUAUGCGGUUUAGAAAACAGUUGUCCACAUCCGUGUCGUUGUGCAGACGGCAUUGUCGAUUGCCGAGAAAAGAGUUUAACAACUGUACCGGCUACAUUACCCGAUGAUACGACCGAAUUGCGUUUAGAACAAAAUUUCAUAACGGAAUUGCCACCGAAAGCAUUCGCUAACUUUAAACGGCUUCGACGGAUUGAUUUGUCCAAUAACAACAUCUCGAAAAUAGCGCACGAUGCCUUAAGCGGUUUAAAUGCCUUAACCACACUUGUUUUGUACGGCAACAAAAUAAAGGAUUUGCCCUCCGGAGUUUUUAAAGGGCUCACAUCACUUCAGUUGCUACUAUUGAAUGCAAACGAGAUCUCUUGCAUACGUAAAGAUGCAUUCCGCGACUUGCACAGUCUAAGUCUGCUAUCAUUGUAUGACAACAACAUCAAAACUAUGGCUAAUGGAACGUUUGAUGCCAUGAAAAGCAUUCAGACAUUGCACCUGGCAAAGAAUCCUUUCAUUUGCGAUUGCAAUUUACGUUGGUUGGCUGAUUAUUUGCACAAGAAUCCUAUUGAAACGAGUGGCGCUCGCUGCGAAUCGCCCAAGCGAAUGCAUCGCCGACGUAUCGAAACGUUACGUGAAGAAAAAUUCAAAUGCUCGUGGGAUGAGAUGCGUAUGAAACUUUCAGGCGAGUGUCGUAUAGAUACAGAAUGCCCGGCACUAUGCCAAUGCGAUGGCACUAUUGUCGAUUGUUCUGGACGUGGUCUUAAAGAAAUCCCUCGAGAUAUACCGCUACGUACAACGGAACUACUUCUUAAUGACAAUGAGCUAAUACGCAUUAAAUCGGAUGGAUUGUUUGGUCGUUUGCCUCACUUAGUCAAACUGGAACUUAAACGCAAUCACAUCACAACAAUUGAAGACAAUGCAUUUGAAGGAGCCUCACGUAUUCUCGAUCUGCAAUUAGUUGAGAAUAAAAUCAAAGAAAUAUCGAACAAGAUGUUCCUCGGUUUGCAUCAAUUAAAAUCUCUCAAUUUGUAUGAUAAUCAAAUUUCUUGUGUAAUGCCCGGCUCAUUUGAAUUCCUGCAAUCGCUCUCAACGCUAAAUUUGGCAUCGAAUCCGUUUAACUGUAAUUGUCAUUUGGCCUGGUUCUCCGAUUGGUUACGUAAGCGUGCGUUGCUGGGCGGCGCUGCACGUUGCGCUACACCCUCAAAAGUACGUGAUGUCCAAAUUAAAGAUUUACCCCACAACGAAUUUAAAUGCACGUCAGACAAUAAUGUUGGCUGCUUAGGUGAUAACUAUUGUCCACCUGCUUGUACGUGCACUGGUACGGUGGUGCGAUGUUCUCGCAAUAAUUUAACAGAAAUACCACGCGGUAUACCGAGUGAAACAUCCGAACUUUACCUAGAAUCGAACGAAAUCACACUAAUACAUCUGGAUCGAAUACGUCAUCUGAAAGGAUUGAUGCGAUUAGACUUAAGCAACAACAAAAUAAAUAUAUUAUCGGAUUUUACGUUUGUGAAUUUAACAAAACUAUCGACAUUAAUUAUUUCUUACAAUAACCUACAGUGCCUGCAACGGCACGCAUUGGCAGGAUUAAAUAAUUUGCGCGUUCUAUCACUUCAUGGUAAUCAAAUAUCAAUGAUGCCGGAAGGAUCAUUCGAUGACCUGAAAUCACUUACACACAUUGCUCUUGGCAAUAAUCCGCUUUAUUGCGAUUGUGCUCUUAAGUGGUUUUCGGAUUGGAUAAAACUCGAUUAUGUAGAACCGGGUAUUGCACGUUGCGCUGAACCGGAAUAUAUGAAAGAUAAACUCAUACUUUCAACGCCUUCGCAGAAUUUCGUCUGCAAGGGUAGAGUUAAUAAUGAAAUUAUGGCAAAAUGUGAUGCCUGCUACACGUAUCCGUGUCAAAAUAAAGCCAAAUGUGUUGCGUUGGCACAGCGUGAUUAUCAAUGUCUCUGCCAGCCGGGCUUUCAUGGCAAACAUUGUGAAUUCAUGAUUGAUGCUUGUUACGGCAAUCCUUGUCGCAAUAAUGCCACGUGCACAGUUCUAGAGGAGGGUCGUUUCAGCUGCCAGUGCCGUCCGGGAUACACUGGAGCCCGCUGUGAAACCAAUAUCGACGAUUGCCUGGGCGAAGUGAAAUGUAAGAAUAAUGCGACUUGCAUUGACGGCAUCGAAUCGUACACUUGCGAAUGUCAACCAGGUUUCACGGGUCAAUAUUGCGAUACGAAAAUCAAUUUUUGUAGUGACGACUUCAAUCCCUGCGUAAACGAUGCUAAAUGCCGCGAUCAUUUUACUCAUUAUACCUGCGAAUGUAAGCCCGGCUUUCAUGGCGUCAACUGUACCGAUAAUAUCGAUGAUUGUCAAAAUCACAUAUGCCAAAACGGUGGUACUUGCAUAGACGGCAUUAAUGAUUAUGUGUGCAUGUGUCCAGAAGAUUUUACCGGCAAGUAUUGCGAAGGUCACAACAUGGUAUCAAUGAUGUAUCCUCAGACAUCGCCUUGCCAGAAUCACGAAUGCAAGCACGGUGUGUGUUUUCAACCGAAUCCAUCUGGUUCAGAUUACCUUUGCAAGUGUCAUCCGGGUUACACGGGUAAAUGGUGCGAAUACUUGACGAGUAUCAGUUUUGUCCACAAUAAUUCUUUCGUCGAAAUGGAACCUCUUAGAACCAAACCGGACGCUAAUGUCACAAUUGUAUUCAGUAGCACUGAACAAAAUGGUAUACUUAUGUAUGAUGGUCAAGAUGCGCACUGGGCCGUAGAACUCUUUAAUGGCCGCAUACGGAUUAGCUACGAUGUUGGCAAUUAUCCAGUGUCUACCAUGUACAGUUUUGAAAUGGUAGCGGAUGGGAAAUAUCAUUCAGUUGAAUUGCUGGCGAUAAAGAAAAAUUUCACACUUCGCGUUGAUCGCGGUCCCGCAAGAUCCAUAAUAAAUGAAGGUUCAAAUGAUUAUUUAAAACUAACGACCCCUUUAUAUUUGGGCGGUUUGCCACCCGAACCAGCUCAGCAAGCGUAUAAAAAUUGGCAAUUACGUAAUCUGACCAGUUUCAAAGGAUGCAUGAAAGAGGUCUGGAUCAAUCACAAACUAGUUGACUUUGAAAAUGCUGCUUUGCAACAAAAAAUUACGCCAGGAUGUGCUUUGCUCGAAGGCGAAAAUCAAGAGGAAGACGACGACGAACAAGAUUUCAUGGAUGAAACUCCACAAAUGGAUCCAUGUGAAAAUAGUAAAUGUCGUCGUGGAAGCCGAUGCGUACCUAAUCCCAGUUCGCGUGACGGCUAUCAUUGUAAAUGCAAGCAAGGUCAAAAGGGACGUUAUUGUGAUCAAGGUGAGGGCACCAGCACAGAGCCCCCAACAAACACUGUCGCGUCAACUUGCCGCAAAGAACAAGUACGAGAAUAUUAUACCGAAAAUGAUUGCAGGUCACGUCAGCCACUUAAAUAUGCUAAAUGCGUUGGUGGCUGUGGCAAUCAGUGCUGUGCAGCGAAAAUCGUACGAAGGCGAAAGGUGCGCAUGGUGUGUAGCAAUAAUAGAAAGUACAUUAAAAACCUUGAUAUUGUAAGAAAGUGCGGUUGCACAAAAAAAUGCUACUGACUGAAAGAUGCGACUACCCAGAGCAGCUUAGAUUUAAAAUUAAGACUAUAUAGUAACGUCACCAUUUCAAAUAGCAGUAAUGAUAAGGAUUCUACACGUAAUAGUAAUAAUUUUAAUAUUAGUAAUAAUUUUAGCUUAGCUGAUAGCAUAAGAUUAACGGAAAAAUUAUUUAAAUCGUAUGCCAAUGGCGGGGGGGGAAAAAUAAUUGAAGGAGACCAUCUUCUAAACAAUAAAACAAAUAAAUUUAGUGAUAUGAAGGAGCAGGUGGAUUAUGCAGGUGAAUAUGAGACUGAAGAAGAACAAGAAGAAGAAGAAGAAGAACAGGGUACCGAGAAAAUGCAAUUAAAUCCAAGUACGGAUUUCUACGAAGACGAAGACUUACUGGAUGACGAUGAAAACGACGAUGAAGAUGAUGAUGAUGAUGAUGAUGAUGAUGAUGAUGAUGAUGAUGAUGAUGAUAACGAGUAUGACGAAGAUGACGAAUAUGACGCGAAUGAAGCUGAAAGCUUACCGGAAGCGAGAGGCCUAAAACAGCCUUCAAAUAACGAAGAUAUAACAGAUAAAGAAGAACAUGAUAACAACGAAGAAGAAGAAGAAGUUGAUAUGGGUUACGAUGAAGACGAUGAACGUCUUGCCGUGGAAAGACCAAAGGUAUCAAGUUCACGGCAAUACGGUAGUAGUAGUAGUAUGCAAGAUUUCAUGAAUGAGGAAGGAAGUGGCAAUGAUUAUUUACGCAGUAAUUACAAUAGAUUCAAGAGCAACGGCAAAGAUAAAACCAGAAUGGAUUACAUUACGAAAUAUCGAAGAAAACACCAAAAAUUUAUAACCGAUCGUACAAGGGGGGGCGAAACGGAAGUUGAUUUGCGAGAAAGCAGCGGCAAUUUUGCUAACGAUGAUGAAGAUAAUGAUGACGACAGCGAUGACGAUGAUGAAGAUAGCGAAGGGUUCUUCAGUUCGAAGAGAAAAUCGCAUAGCCGCUACUUUCGAAAAAAUACAAACGACGCUAUUAAAAUAAUUUCGACGCCACUCGGAAAAGUGAGCAUUGUGUAUCAACCUACGCCUAAUCAGGCGGACGAGAAGUCCGCCGAAAGUAGUGACAAAAAGUCAACAACUUUUACUGAUUUUGAUGCCCUUUCGCCGGAUCCCGAGAGCAGUCAUCGUUUGGCGUCCUCUCAUCCGAAAAUUACACCGGUCUUAACACCCGAUGGCAAGGUUGCGUUGCUUUAUCGCGGCGACUCCGAAAAUACUAAAUACGAACCAAUACGUAACCUUACUACUCAUAAAUUUAAUAAUAAGCCCGAAAGCAAGUCUUCUUCACCUACCGACAAUUUAGACAAUAGCGACUCUGACGAUUCGGCAUCAAGUGUUGACAUCGACGACGACGAACUUUCUGCAGGCUUUAAGCUCGACAAUGACAAUAAAAAUGCUUUCGGUUUAAAGACCACCACAGAUGCAGAGGGUCAAGCAGAGAUACUGCCGGCUCCCGAAGUUGCACCCACUACCGGAUCUUUUAUAAUUCGUCCAACUGACUCUGUACUGCCAAUGAUCAAUAGACCUUUGUCUGAAGUACUUGGUAUAAAAAAGAAUCAAUUUAAACAGUUUCGCAUUAAGGAUUCGCAAGCGGUCAUAACCACCGAAACCGAAGAGCGAGCGUUAGGCAGCUUAGAUCAUUCGGAUAGCACAACUUUGCACUUUAUGACAAAAGUUAAUUUGGCCGAUUAUCCAACGUCGGCUCGAACCCGUAACUUUGAUUUCGAUUUUAGUCGCGACAACACGAUGCUCGAUGAGCGUUCACGUCACAAACAAGAACAGCAAAUAAAGGAUAUGCUUAGUGGCCAUACAUCGUCAAACAAUUACGCAAAUAGUCAACAUAAAGUAGAAGAUAUUGCUAACGAGGAAAUUCUAUCGAAAACCGAAGUCGUUAAUUUAGCAAUAAUUCCGCACUUCGAUGAAGAACUGGAACGUUUACAAAGACUGCGAGAAUAUGAGGGUCGCCGUCAUCAUCGUCAACGUCAUCGGCAUAAACAAACCGAAGAGGAUCUUUCGGGGAUACAUUGCGUCAUGCAGGUCAUGAUGGGUAUCGCAGCAAUCUCAACUGUCUUCGGUAUGCUUGGCACAUUCUUUAAGCAACGUAUUUUAGAUCAAAUUCGCCUAAUGCACUGGUAGUACAAGAAGGGUAUUCGAUUGUAUCACAAUCCGCAAUUGAAUACCCCAAAGCAUCUAAUAUGCUUGUCGUUCAUGCACAUCUUCGUAAGCUGAAAUGAUCAAUAGGAACUUGUUUACACUAUUUUCAAGUUUAACCGAUCAACUUCUCAGCUUAACUACAUAUGUUAUAUGAAUAUAUGUAUAUAUAUAUAUAUAUUCUUUCAGCAGUAUUUCCUUUCGUAAAAAGAUUCAAAUUGUAGUAAAAUCUCCCCUUUUAUAUAUAUAUAUAUAUAUAUAGAUAUCUAGAUAUAUUUAUAUAAUUCUAUAUAUUAUUCUAUGCUUUUAAUUCUACCCUUUCGUGUAGUGAGAAACGUAAGUGACUAACUUGACUUACUCAAUAUACAAAUACAUAUAAACAUAUAAACUUAUUACUAACGACUAACGCAUUACUCUCAAUAAGUAUAUGAUGCAAACUACCCAGGACAUUGCUAUAAGUGUGUGUGUCAUGCAGACAUAAAAACAGUGUCUGCUAUAUAAUAAUUACAAUACAUAUAAAUAUGUGUAAAAGCCACGCGUCUGUCCUUAGCUCUUCUCCCUUUUCUCCAUUCAUCGUUCACAACAUGAAUUUAUUCAAAUAAGAAUUCCCUUCGCCUCACACAGUAUACCCGCCGCGCACACACACUCCCUCAUCUUAAUUAUUCUAUAUCGGAAGAUUAAUUAUGUAUAUACAUAAACAUGUACACACAUAUAUAUAUAUAUAUAUAUAUAUAAUAUGUAUAUAUAUAAUAUAUGUACAGUGUUUAUGUACAUGAAUGUCCAGAGAAGAGAAAUGAAAAUCUUUUACUAUAUGACUUGAUGAACUACAACUAUGCCAAUUAUUUAGAAGAAAACAAAAAGAAGAAGGGUCACAACGACAUUCCAAAUAAAACGAAUAUAAACGAAGUAAUUGUAACUAAAC